GCCUAUAUAGAUUCAAAUUGCUGCAGUUCCCAGUUUGCUAUGGUCUGAUGCUCCGCACAGUUACAGAAUGCUGCACAUAGUGGAUCAUCUGCUGGGCGCUUUAAGAUUGGAGCCCACAUCUUUCAGAAUAUAUGCAGUCCGUGCUCUGCUGCUCGUCUUUGCUGUUCUCAUUAUUCGUGUGUGCAUGAAAGUGUUUCUUUUACUAUGGGCAUAUGCAAUCAAUGUCAAAAGACUCAGUUGCUUCCCAGAACCUCCAAAGCGCAGCUGGCUUCUAGGACACUUAGGAAUGAUUUUAAAUGAUGAAGAGGGAUUAAAGAAAAUCAACAAUCUAGUCAUGACAUUUACCCACACUAUAAAGUUUUGGAAUGGACCUGCAGUCCCUAUGAUAUCACUCAUACACCCGGACACAAUCAAACCCUUGGUUACAACUUCAGCCGCCAUUGCAGCUAAAGAUGAUUUAUUCUAUGGCUUUCUAAAACCCUGGUUGGGAGAUGGACUUUUGCUCAGCCGGGGGGAGAAAUGGAGCCAGCACCGUCGUCUCUUGACACCAGCAUUUCAUUUUGAUAUCUUAAAACAUUAUGUUAAGAUCUUCAAUCAGAGCACAGAUAUAAUGCACGCUAAAUGGCACAGGUUAUGUGGAGAAGGCCUAGUGCCUUUGGAUAUGUUUGAACACAUCAGUCUAAUGACCUUGGACACCCUUUUGAAAUGCACAUUCAGCUAUGACAGUGAAUGCCAAGAAAAGUCAAGUGAUUAUAUUGCUGCCAUUUAUGAGCUCAGCGCCUUGGUGGUACAACGUGAACACUUCCUCCCCCAUCACUUUGAUUUCAUCUACCGACUUUCCUCCAAUGGAAGGAAAUUCCAGCGGGCAUGCAAUAUUGUACAUGAGUUCACCACAGGGGUAGUGCAACAGCGGAAGAAGGCAUUGCAGGAGAAGGGGACUGAGAAAGGGAUCAAGUCCAAGCAAGAGAAGACAAAGGAUUUUAUUGAUAUUCUAUUACUGUCAAAGGAUGAACAUGGAAACCAGUUGUCCGAUGAAGAGCUGAGAGAUGAAGUUGAUACAUUUAUGUUUGAAGGACAUGACACCACAGCCAGUGGGAUCUCCUGGCUCUUAUAUAACUUGGCUCGCCACCCUGAAUAUCAAGAGAAAUGCAGAGAGGAGAUUAGAGAGAUAAUAACGGGAGACCAUACAGCACACUUGGAAUGGGAUGACUUGUCCCUGCUCCCAUUUACCACCAUGUGUAUUAAGGAGAGCCUGCGACUACAUCCCCCUGUAACAACAGUGUCUAGAUGCUGUUCUGCAGAUAUCACAUUGCAUGAUGGGAAGGUCAUUCCUAAAGGAAACACCUGUUUGAUAAGUAUUUAUGGCACCCACCACAAUCCUGUUGUUUGGCCAAACCCUGAGGUGUAUGAUCCAUAUCGCUUUGAUCCAGACAAUAUACAGGAAAGGUCUUCCCAUGCUUUUGUACCUUUCUCAGCUGGACCCAGGAAUUGUAUUGGACAAAACUUUGCCAUGGCUGAGAUAAAGGUGGUGCUGGCUCUCACUCUUCUCAAGUUCAAAGUGAGCUUGGAUGAAAGCAAAGUUGUGCGCAGGAAGCCUGAGCUAAUCCUACGAGCAGAGGGCGGUCUGUGGCUGCAGGUGGAGCCACUUAAACCGUAGUGUUACAUCAGUGUUGGGACGUCCUACAUUCAGUAAAAUCUCAAACCGUGACAUAAAUGUUUGUUAUAAUUGUAUGUAAAAUCAUGUAACAAAAUUAAAGGCACUA
Pseudophryne corroboree (corroboree frog) is the source of this 1763-nucleotide messenger RNA. RefSeq names its product ultra-long-chain fatty acid omega-hydroxylase-like. The record is from RefSeq and is a predicted model, not a curated record. The transcript is spliced from 13 exons. The coding region runs from base 68 to 1657 and encodes 529 amino acids. Lineage: Eukaryota; Metazoa; Chordata; Amphibia; Anura; Myobatrachidae. Gene Ontology annotation, molecular function: oxidoreductase activity, acting on paired donors, with incorporation or reduction of molecular oxygen; iron ion binding; heme binding.